AUGCUACUUCGUCGACUACUUGCUGUUCCUAAACCUUUAAAUUCUCGUUUACGUCGAUCUCUAUCCGUCAGUUCCAUCAUUCAACCUAUUCGACUGAUAAAAUAUACAUUUGGUACAACAAUAUUGACCGGUCUUGGUUUUAUAUCUUACGCUGUGUAUGAAUCGGGUCCUGAAUGGGAAAAAUUUCGUCGAACCAGUUAUUUCUGGUCUCAUAUGAUUCCAGUUUAUCUUCAUUAUCGAUAUCAACAAAUGUAUUUUCAAUUGAUUCCAACUAAAACUCCUGCAGAAGAACAGCAAGCUUGGCUAUCUCUACAUAAUAAAUAUUGUGAUUAUGUAAUGAAUGUUGUACUUCAUCAGCGAGGUGUUUAUAUAAAAUUAGGACAAAUAGCAUCGACUCGACCAGAUAUUAUACCGAAAACUUAUCUGAAAAAAUUUGCUCAAUUGCAAGAUGGUGUACCAGCACAACCUGGUGAAUAUGCUCGACAAAUGAUUGAACAAGCAUUUGGCAAACCAUUGGAAGAAAUUUUUUCAGAAUUCAAUCCAGUAGCUGUUGGUGCAGCAACUAUUGGGCAAGCACAUGAAGCUCGUUUGAAAGGAUCCAAUCAAUCGGUUAUCGUUAAAAUACAGUAUCCUGAAGUACGACGAUUGUUUGGAUUGGAUUUUUCAACAUUAAAACGAUUUAUUAAAUUAGCACAACCAGAACAUUUACCGUUGUUUGAUGAAUUUGAAAAAGGUUUUCAGAUUGAAUUCGAUUUUAGACGAGAAGCAAGAGCAUUAGAUAUAAUUGGUCGUAAUAUUAUGCCACUUUAUCCUAAUAUUGUUAUUCCUCGUCCUAUUCCUGGUAUGGCAACUGAAUUUGUGUUAGUGAUGGAAAAAUUAGAAGGCACAAAAUUAGUCGAUGCACUCAAACUUGAACAAGCAAAAAUGGCUGCUGCACAAGGAAAAACUUUAGAAGAGUUCGAACAAGAAAUGAUGACUAAAUAUGUAUCCGGUGAACUUUAUCGUGAAGCAAAAAAGAAAUAUACACCAUCAGCUUUAAUUGUUAAUAUAUAUGCAUCAUUAAUACGUACAAUAAAUCAAACAAAAAAUUUAUGCAUUCUUCUCUACAAUCAUUCGAUUGUACCGAUAAUGAAACGAGCACCCAUGGAUUAUAUUGAACAACGUGUUUUUAUAAAUCCACAUGAAAUCAUUGAUCUAUUGAAUGACGUUCAUGCACAUGAAAUAUUAAUCGAUGGUAUAUUUAAUGGUGAUCCACAUCCAGGAAAUAUAUUUUUACUAAAAAAUGGAAAAAUUGGUUUAAUUGAUUUCGGACAAGUAUCAGAAUUAUCUCUAUCGCAACGUCUCAAAUUAGCUAAAUUAAUUGUUUUACUUGCUGAAGGUACGAAAGAAGAACUCAUUCAACAUUACAUUGCCAUGGGUGCACGUACACGUAAUAUGAAUCCAUAUGUUAUAGAAAAAUUAGCGCGACUCGGAUUCGAUCGUGAUGAUCAGGAAAUAUGUGAAGGAAAAAAUGCACAAUUAUUUUUUGAAAGUUUAGGAAAAUUAGAUGAAAUUAUUCAAUUACCUGAAGGAUAUUUAAUGGCAGCAAGAGUUGGACUAUUAUUAAGAGGUUUAGGUACUUGGAUACAAUUACCUCAUUCGACAGCACAAAAAUGGCUACCCAUUGCAAAACAAUUAUUAGAGAAAUAUAAAGAUGUGAACGAAUCAUUAUUAAAUGAAUCUGUUUGA
Rotaria socialis is the source of this 1728-nucleotide messenger RNA. NCBI's taxonomy places the organism in Eukaryota, Metazoa, Rotifera, Eurotatoria, Philodinida, Philodinidae. The record is from the annotation of a GenBank genome assembly.